UUUCCUCUCCUCUCGCGCGCGCAAUGGCUUCGCGGAGAGGCAGAUACGACCAAGAUGCAGACGUGGACAUGACUGACGGCUUCCAUGACGAUGCUGGCGACGAUGCUGGCGGCGGCGGCGGCAUCGAGAGUGUUGACCACAUGGCCAAAGGCCUAGUCCGGUAUGCAUUGUCGUGUGAGCACUCACGCAAGCCUAUCAAGCGUCAAGACAUCAACGAAAAAGUGCUCGGCUCCCAUGGGCGUCUGUUCAAGCAAGUCUUUGCCCAGGCCAACAGUCAGCUCAUGCAUGUCUUUGGCAUGCACCUGGUCGAGCUGCCGAGGGCCGAACGGGUGACGCUACGGCAAAAGCGCGCCGCUGCAGCUUCGGCCGCCGACUCGCAGACCAAGUCGACCAGCGUAUGGGUGUUGCAGAGCAUGCUGCCCGACCAGUACCGCAUGCCCGCAAUCAUGGGGCCGUCGCGGCCGCUGGAGCGCGGCGUCAUCAACCAGGAAGACGCCUAUGUCGGGCUGUACACGCUGACGAUUGCCCUCAUCACCAUCUCGGGCGGCAUGAUUCCAGAGGGCAAGCUCGACCGCGCGCUCCGGCGCAUGAACGCCGAGCAGACGACGCCCGUGGGCACCAAGGACAAGGCGCUGGCGGCCAUGGUCAAGGACGGCUACAUUGUGCGCGUCAAGGACACGUCGGGCGGGGGCGAGGAGACGGUCGACUACAUUGUUGGGCCGAGGGGCAAGGUCGAGGUCGGCCGCGAGGGCGUCGCGCGCUUCAUACGGGCCAUGCACGGCGCGGGCGAGGGCGAGGACCAGGCGGAGCUCGAGAGGCGCAUCCAGAGGACGCUCAACGUGGCCGAGGCUCACAGCAACGCUGCGCCGGCGGCGGAGGCGUAGAGGGCGGGCGACGUGGAGACGGACUGUUACUGCAUGGGGGAGCAAGGCAGAGAUAGCAAUAGCACGUACUGGAGCAGCGAGGAGCCAAGCAGGCGCGCCUCUGCCUCAGCCUCAGCCUCCCGCACACUGACUGGCGCCUCUACUUUGUGCGCGCGCCAAGCUGCGUGAAGCGGCUCCGUUUCCCACACCAGGCGCCGCGGUGCCCACAUUGUCCCCAGCCAGCCUGCAGCCGGUUUCGCCUUUGGCUCUCGCCCUUGCCGUGUCGCUCAAAAUCCUCGCGCCAUGCCUGCUGCUGCUGCUGCCGCCGCCGCCGCCUGACGCCCUCGCCCUCG
Exserohilum turcica Et28A is the source of this 1216-nucleotide messenger RNA. RefSeq lists its product as uncharacterized. Gene Ontology annotation, cellular component: nucleus. NCBI's taxonomy places the organism in Eukaryota, Fungi, Ascomycota, Dothideomycetes, Pleosporales, Pleosporaceae. Gene Ontology annotation, biological process: DNA repair. The coding region runs from base 24 to 884 and encodes 286 amino acids. The record is from RefSeq and is a predicted model, not a curated record. The transcript has 3 exons.